This is a messenger RNA of Colletotrichum godetiae, 1712 nucleotides long. Its product is annotated as cytochrome P450. Gene Ontology annotation, molecular function: monooxygenase activity; iron ion binding; heme binding. NCBI's taxonomy places the organism in Eukaryota, Fungi, Ascomycota, Sordariomycetes, Glomerellales, Glomerellaceae. The transcript is spliced from 4 exons. The record is from RefSeq and is a predicted model, not a curated record. Bases 6 to 1532 code for a protein of 508 amino acids.
GCGUAAUGGGUGUCUUUGGCCUUCUUCUUGGCAACGCCGCUGUGCCGGCUCUCGUCCUCUUCCUCUGCUGGUGCAUCGUCCGGAGAGCCGCACUCUAUGCCAAACUUCGUAGCUUCGGAGGUCCUUGGUGGAGUGGCCUCACCCAUUGGCCUCACAGCAGAGCAAUCCUCAGUUCGAAUUGCCAUGAGUGGUACGCCGGAAUGAACGAAAGAUAUGGUCUCAUUACCCGCAUCGCACCUGGGAUCUUAAUCACGUCUUCAGCUGAAGUCUGGGCCCAUGUCAAUAGACAUCCUGGUUACAAGCGCUCCGACUGGUAUUACCACGCUUGGCGAAUCGAAUACCAGCGCGAUAACGUCUUCACCCAGACGGAUAACGAGAAACAUGAAAUGCGAAGGAGGCAAAUGGCGCCGGGAUACUCCGGUAGAGAGAAUCCAGACCUCGAACAUACAAUUGAUCAACGCCUUGAGGAGCUUCUUGGUCUUAUAAGAUCCAAAUAUCUCUCAACCGAUGGUAAAGUUACACCAAUGGAUUUGGCCAAAAAGGUACAGUACUUCACUCUCGAUGUCAUCAGCUCUGUCGGGCUUGGGAAACCGUUCGGCAUGCUGCGGACUGACAGCGACGUGGAUGAUUAUCUGAAAUCCACCGAGGAGGGAUUAUCUGCUGUUAGCAUGGCUUGUGCCAUCGGCAUCAGCUGGAUGGCUCAAUCACCCGUCAUUGGCAGAUUCAUAGCUCCUUCGCCCACUGACAACAACGGUUUUGGCAAAAUGAUUGCAGCAUGCUUUCGAUACGUUGAUGAUCGCACUGCCAAAUCGACGGAUGAAAGGUCGGACAUGCUUGCAUCAUUUGUACGCCAUGGACUAAGUGGUGAUGAGCUCAAGUCUGAGGCACUGGAGCAAAUCAUCGCAGGAUCAGAUACAACCGCUGCUGCCAUACGAGGAACGCUCUUGCAAAUAAUGACGAAUCCCAGGGUUUACGCGAAGCUGCAGCAUGAGAUUGACGACGCAGUCCACAAUGGAAAUGCUCCAAAGCUCGGCGAGGGAAUAAUCACUCUGGGGCAAGCAAAGAAACUCCCGUAUCUGCAAGCAGUCAUCCGAGAGUCUCUGAGAGUCAGGCCGCCAGUCCUCAAUAUCUUUUCUCGAGACGUCCCUCUUGGAGGUGAUACUAUUGAGGUGAAAGGUGAAACUUACUUUUUACCCGGUGGUGUCUGUGUCGGUUAUUCGGGAUACGCAAUGCAUCGCAGCCAAGCAACAUACGGCGUUGAUUCUACGGCAUUCCGGCCAGAGAGGUGGUUUGAAGCAGAUCCAGAUAAGCUUGCCUCGAUGAUUCAAACCAACGACCUGAUUUUUGGCCACGGCAAGUUCAUGUGUCUUGGGAGACCCGUGGCUCAGAUGGAACUUUCGAAGACUAUUUUUGAGAUGCUGCGGAAUUUUGAGCUGGCGUCAAACAAUCCUGUGCGUCCGUGGCGGGCAAAGAAUUGCAUGGGCUUAUUCGUAAUAUCGGAUAUGUGGGUCCAAGUGACGGAAAGGGCCUGACCGGUGAAUGUAGAAAAGGAGGACGACUUUGAUUAGUCCUCAGUCGCUUUCUGGACAUUCUCUCGUUCUGUGAUCCUUCUGGAAAGGAGUAAGCAACCUUUUCUGUCAUUGGACAUGUUUCAUGUUUGGCAAUACCUUGGCGACUCGACUUCCUUUCUUUGGAUGUCUCUCUGACAUGGG